AUGUCGUCGCUUGUGCAUUUGUGCAUGCCUUUGGACCCUCCAGCCAUACAUCCCUGGCCAAUUGGCAAUGCCAUAGGAGAUGUCCCACCGUUUCUUCAUAUAAGCCACAUAAGGGACAGAUGUUUGUGGCUUUUUUGGCGUUGUAGCUGGCAUUCGGCUGGUACCUUUGAUGUGCAGACGAAGAUAGGAGGGCCGUUUGGGACGAUAAGGCAUCCAGAUGAGCUUUCUCACGCGGCAAACAACGGUCUCGAUAUCGCCAUUAGGCUUUUGGAGCCGAUCAAGGAGCAGUUUCCCUUAUUGUCUUAUGCAGACUUUUACCAGUUGGCUGGAGUUGUUGCUGUUGAAGUUACUGGAGGGCCUGAGAUUCCUUUCCACCCUGGGAGACCGGACAAAACUGAACCACCCCCAAAAGGUCGCUUGCCUGAUGCUACCAAAUUAAAGGUUAUUUCGGAUCAUCUGAGGGAUAUUUUUGGCCACAUGGGUCUUAGUGAUAAAGAUAGAGUUGCUUUAUCUGGUGGUCACACCUUGGGAAGAUGCCACCAGGAUCGUUCUGGAUUUGAGGGAACCUGGACCAACAACCCUCUUAUUUUUGAUAACUCCUACUUCAAGGAACUCCUUAGCCGAGAGAAGGAAGGUCUAAUCCAGCUGCCAUCAGAUAAAGCUCUUCUGGAGGAUCUGGUCUUCCGACCUCUUGUUGAGAAAUAUGCUGCGGACGAGGAUGCCUUCUUUGCCGAUUAUGCUGAAGCUCAUUUGAAGCUCUCGGAGCUUGGAUUUGCUGACGCUGAAUAGAGAAUUGGAGACGUGAACUGUGGCUGCUGUCAGGUGUCUGUAUAUUAUGAAGGUUUGCGUGCUUUGAUUUAUGGCGAUGAUAUUAUCUUGCGAUUGGCGUGUGUAACAUAACUGAUAUGCAAAAAUAGAUAAAGCUUUGGUGUUUGGUGUGCUCCCUUGGCGUGACAAUUAUGAUUCACGACCCCAACAAGGGGAUGUUACGUGUUGGGCCUGUUGGCCAU
Molecule: messenger RNA, 1010 nt
Organism: Corylus avellana
Lineage: Eukaryota; Viridiplantae; Streptophyta; Magnoliopsida; Fagales; Betulaceae
Source: RefSeq, a predicted model, not a curated record